AUGGCCGUCGUCGCCGCCGCCAUCAUGAUCUCCUUUCACCUCAAGCAUGAACCAUCACCCAUUGAGCUGAAGCUCGCGCUUCCGUUCGGCAUCGUCUUCUGGUUUCUUGCCCUCGCUUGCUUGGUCAACGGGUUCGCGAAUUACCUCAAGACUGUCACGCACUAUAGCCGGAGAGCAGCACUGGUGCAGUCGGGUUGGAAGACUCAAGUUAUCUUUACUGUUGUUGCUACGGCUAUCGUGGCGGCUUGCGUUCUCUUCCUGUCGACGAACGCUUCAAGCCGGUAG
This is a messenger RNA of Coniosporium apollinis CBS 100218, 285 nucleotides long. RefSeq lists its product as uncharacterized. The record is from RefSeq and is a predicted model, not a curated record. NCBI's taxonomy places the organism in Eukaryota, Fungi, Ascomycota, Dothideomycetes. Bases 1 to 285 code for a protein of 94 amino acids. The transcript is spliced from 2 exons.